AUGGGCGCUGCGGGCGUGGCCGGCAGGGGCGCACCCGACUGGGCGCCGGCGGCCACAGCAGGGCGCCGGAGCAAGAGGAGGGGGUGCCAGUGGCCAGGGGCGGCCGGAGUCGGCGCGGCGAAGGCCAGCGGGCGCGGGACGCGGCUGGUGCGGCGCAUCUGCGGCGGCGCGGGCGGCACCGGAGCGGGGCACGGGAAGCGGCGGCCGGUGGCGGCCAACGGCGGGCGGGCCCGGCGCAGGGAGCUCGCACGGGAGCGGCCUGGGGGCGAGGGUGGCCACAGGCAGGCGCGGCAGUGCGCGCGCGUGCAGGCGGGAGAGACGGGGCGCGGCCGGUGCUUGGUCACGGGAGGCCAAGGCCGGCGCGGGCGGUGCACGACGGGGGGAUGGGGCUGCGGGAGCGCGAGCUCGCGCGCAGCCACGGGCGCGAGUGUCGUCAAAGAAGGUGUCAGUGCUCGAUCUGUUGCUGAAGGUGGUACUGAUGUGCGAGACAGCAGCGAUUGUGUCUGGUUUGCUAUGAUCAGCUUUCUAACUUGA
Messenger RNA from Aegilops tauschii subsp. strangulata, 534 nucleotides. NCBI's taxonomy places the organism in Eukaryota, Viridiplantae, Streptophyta, Magnoliopsida, Poales, Poaceae. The record is from RefSeq and is a predicted model, not a curated record.